AUGCCGGUACCAGACACAGUCAAGAACUUUGUGGUUCCUGGGGUUAAUCUCAGCCUGACGGAAAUAUGGGAUGCCCUUUACGAGGUUAUGAAAGAACCUCGUGUCCAGAGAAAAAUAGUGCUGGUUAUUGUCAGCAUAGCUCUGCUUUUAGACAAUAUGUUAUACAUGGUGAUAGUUCCAAUUAUACCAGAUUACCUUCGAAGGAUUGGAGCAUGGGAAACCCAUUUAGAAGGCGGCAGCAAGAUAAAAUUUAACGAAUCAGCAAUAAUAUAUUUUUCUAAUUCCACGGGAAAUUAUUCAUUCACAGAUACACAGCUAAAAACAAAAAUUAUUAAUCAGGUCAUUGUUUAUGAAGGUGAGGACACAGCCAUAGGUGUCCUCUUUGCCUCUAAGGCUCUUAUCCAGUUGAUGAUAAACCCUUUUUCAGGUACAAUCAUUGACAGAAUUGGCUACGACAUCCCAAUGACUAUUGGCCUGAUAAUCAUGUUCUUUUCAACGGCCAUUUUUGCAUGUGGCCGAUCAUAUGGCGUACUGUUCUUUGCCAGGAGCCUCCAGGGGGUUGGAUCUGCUUUUGCAGAUACUUCAGGUUUAGCCAUGAUUGCUGACACAUAUACAGAGGAAGGAGAGAGGACAAAAGCGUUAGGUAUAGCCUUGGCUUUCAUAUCGUUUGGGUGUCUCGUUGCACCACCAUUCGGAGGGACGUUAUAUCAAUUAGCAGGAAAAGAAAUGCCUUUCUUAAUAUUAGCUUUCGUCUCGCUAUUCGAUGCAAUGAUGUUACGAUUAGUGAUGCGACCAAUUAAAGAUCAACAGCGAGAACAAGGACAUGAGCAUGUACAAGGCACACCUAUUUACAGGCUCUUUAUGGAUCCUUAUAUUCUCUGUUGUGCAGGAGCUCUAAUGAUGUCCAAUGUGUCACUAGCUUUCCUAGAGCCCACCAUAAGCGUUUGGAUGAUGGAUACUAUGCAUGUGCAGGAGUGGCAGCUGGGGAUGAUAUGGCUUCCAGCCUUCUUUCCCCAUGUUGCUGGUGUCGUCCUUACUGUUAAGUUAUCAAGAAAGUAUCCUAACUAUCAAUGGAUGAUGGCUGCAGGUGGUCUGGCAUUAGAAGGCAUAAGUUGCUUCUUCUUACCUUUUGCUGCAAAUUACUGGGUUGUGAUGAUGCCUAUAUCUGUUAUAUGCUUUGGUAUAGCUCUUAUAGACACAGCCCUACUCCCGACUCUUGGAUACUUAGUAGACACUCGAUAUGUAAGUGUUUAUGGAUCUAUAUAUGCCAUAGCAGAUAUUUCUUAUUCCUUUGCAUACGCUUUUGGCCCCAUGAUUGCCGGAAGUGUUGUAGCUGGAAUAGGAUUUGUGGCUUUGAACAUUGGCAUAGCACUGUCUAAUCUUCUGUACUGUCCACUGUUAUAUUCCCUACGGCAUGUGUAUGACUACAAACCAUUUGAAGAAGAAGGACAAGAACAACUUAACAUGGGAGAUCCUCCAGGUGGCAAAUUCCAAACUUACACCAUGCAGGAAGGCCAACACGUUCCAGGUGAGGACCAAAAUCACCUGGAAUAUGCCAAGCUUUCCAAAGACGGUACUCAGGGGAACUAUGGAACAUAUGAGUCCAUGGAAAUGCAAGUGACUGAUUAUAAUAACCAAGGGGCUAAUGGACACGUAGCUGGUCAGCCAGCCAACCAGCGGCCGGUAGACAACAACCCCUUUAGACAACAGCAAAAUAUGCAACAAGGCGGUAGUUUUCAUUAUGACCAGUAA
Molecule: messenger RNA, 1752 nt
Organism: Macrobrachium nipponense
Lineage: Eukaryota; Metazoa; Arthropoda; Malacostraca; Decapoda; Palaemonidae
Gene: VAChT
Product: vesicular acetylcholine transporter-like
Exons: 1
Coding region: 1-1752 (583 amino acids)
Biological process (GO): chemical synaptic transmission; transmembrane transport; xenobiotic transport
Cellular component (GO): AP-2 adaptor complex; membrane; AP-1 adaptor complex
Molecular function (GO): acetylcholine transmembrane transporter activity; xenobiotic transmembrane transporter activity
Source: RefSeq, a predicted model, not a curated record